Fomitopsis serialis is the source of this 1217-nucleotide messenger RNA. RefSeq lists its product as uncharacterized. The transcript is spliced from 4 exons. The record is from RefSeq and is a predicted model, not a curated record. Lineage: Eukaryota; Fungi; Basidiomycota; Agaricomycetes; Polyporales; Fomitopsidaceae. Bases 179 to 931 code for a protein of 250 amino acids.
CGGAGGCAACGCACGUAUUAAUGACGAAUCGCACUCCCAGGUCCGUAUACAGGUCACCUAUGUGGGGAAUGCGGUUUCCCGUUGUCGCCGAGACAUUCGCCGGGCAUGGACUCAUUUCACGCGCAGUAUAAAAGAGGAUGCUGGGACGCGAGUGAGGUACAGGACAUCUUGAAUCGUCAUGUCUACUGCUAUCCUUCCAGCUCCCGUCGCAAGUUCGUUGCUCACGUACGAUCUUGGGCAACAGUCUCAGAGCGAGAACGGGCGAAGCUCGACUGCGCCGCUCUCAUAUCCUCAGUCCGAAUUUUCCUUCGAGCCAAGCCCUCCAGAACCAAUACUGUACCUCCCACCCAUUUUGUCUCUACUGCCCUUCGAGUACAGGCAACCUCUAGUGCCUCCCACAGAGGGUCUCAGCCGUGGGCUGUACUCCCCGCUUUCCACGGAAUCGCACCUACCGACAAUCGACGAAGCCUCUCUUGCGCUCCACUAUGCCUUACAUCGGUUCCGUGCAGUGACCCCGGACUACGCCACGGUUCCAUAUGCGGAGGCCUUCAAUUGGGAUGAGAUUGACCUUCCGGAGGAUGCCGAGCAUGAAUGGUACUGCGUCGUCUUCAACAGCAAACGCCGUGUAGGAAGCGACGGUUCCGGCCUGUACUCCGCUGACCGACUAGCGCACGAAGAAGCCGUGCAGAACGGAGGGCUUAUAAUGUACUGGUACGGCACGCCGCAUCCGGAGACCAGGAUGAACCUCGCUACCUGCAUCUGGCAAUCCCGAAAGGAUGCGAUAGCUGCGAAUUCUCGACCUCAUCACAUACGCGCCAUGCGUCUCGCUGCCGCUUCGUACGACCAUUACACCUUGAAACGUUACUGGCUGCGCAAGGUCAAGGGCGAGCGUGGCGUCAUGGUCAAACCAUUCGAAGUGACGGACACGUAAUGAGAUGUACCUCGUCAGCAGGCUCCAGUACUGCUCGGUUGAUAUCAUUGAUGAAGAUACCCUCUGCUGCCUACGCAGCUACAGCGACCGCCGUUGGACCGAGUCAAAGGCGCCUUGGAGCGCCUUCAUGCACGAUCAAGGAGCGACACCUCCGACAGAAUUGCCUCAGAAGGGCCGGUCUGCACAGUGAGACGAAGUUUUCAGUUGGUCACGGACACCAUAGCGGAGUUAUGUCAGUAUGUGUACUAGUCUACGAGCAUAGCCGAGCCUAUGUAAUGGGAUAUGG